GUCGUUCAGAGGCGCUUGGUGAUGCUAGGGCUACCUUUGAGUGGGAGAAUCCGCUCUGGACACCAUUGCUCCGUGGGAUUACUCUGAAUGAGUUUGCUAUAAACAGCUUGACUUACAUAACAGGUAGAGUAAUUCAGUGAGCGCUUCCUCAGCUGGCUCCCUCGUUUAUUUUUAAUUGAAGGGGACGCGCUUUCUUGUAUUUUCUUCUGUAUAUUUUCCCUCAUAGGUGUCGCGCGUUCGUUGCUCAGGACAACUUCAGGAAAGGUGACUUAAAGAGCGCUCAUCAUGUCAGUGGUCGGCAUUGACGUGGGUUUCCAGAAUUGUUACAUCGCUGUUGCCCGAAGCGGCGGCAUUGAAACCAUUACCAAUGAUUACAGUGACAGAUGCACACCGUAAGUGUACAUUUUGGGAAGCAGCAUCAUUGUGAAUUGUAGUCUGACUGUGAGUUUGUUACGCAAUGUUUGCGACUGGAAGCGCACUGGCUGAGCGGUGAUGGUGUGGACACAGCAGUGCUGCCGCUGCUGCUGGUUGUGAUGAGGCCUGUUACUAUUGGUACACCCAGCCUCUCAGCAAGUUAACGUAGGUCAAAAUGUCGCAUAUGAAAUGAUUGUACUCACUAACAGAAAACUGACAUGUCUGAUCAUCACCACGGGGUGGGCAUUGAGCAUUUAACUUGGCUUAAAUAAGUAACUUAACGAAGACACAAUGUUAUUAAGGUUUUACAGCAGGAUUAGCUCUGACUAUGCUAUAUUCUUUGUUCCUAAAAAACAUACAAACAUGUUUUUAGCAUGACAUUGCCUCUUGAUGUCUGUUAUGGUCAUACAAUCAGGCUGAUCACAUCCUUUUUAGAGUCAGCCCUGGAAAAUUCCAAGAAUUAAAAUCCCACACUGACCAAUGACAUUGUUUUGUCCUAAAGUUAAAAAAAAGCUGAAUAAGCUAAAGCAAAAAUGUCUACAUUGGGGAGUUUAAAUGGUAAAGGCCAUACAGUGAAUUGUAACAGAAGCACAUUUUCUGCAGCAUCCUGCUAACAGGGAUGUGCUGCUGGGAAGGUGAAGAGCAUUGCACCUCUCCGUAGCUCGGGACAUUUUUGAGGCAAGGUGAAACUAAGGAGAGACUUAAUACAUUCAUUAGUAAAGAUGAUAGAGAAGGGGCCUCCUUUCUAAUAAACAGGGAUCUUCUGAGUGAUAAAUAAAGAAGGAGAUGGGUUUUUUUUUUGGUCUGUUGAAGGUGAACUGUUCUGUCUCACUGCCCUAGUUUGUGAUGCUCCCUCAGACUCCCUUGUGAAAUUUUCUUAAUCGAAAUCUGCCUCUCUGCCCUGGACAUUUGACUGUGUCUGCAGCAGUCAGACAAUUACAGUUCUGCAUGUCUAGCUGGAUUACUUCUGUUGUAGCCUGCCUAAUGUGCUGAUGUAUUUGUCUUCCAACAAGGGCUUGCGUGUCUUUGGCCUCCAAAAACCGCAUGAUUGGAAAUGCAGCUAAAAGUCAAGUAAGAUUUUCUAUUGCUGUAUAUUAAGUUUUUGUACCAAAAUCAGUUUUGUAUAUUGAAAUUAUAAUAUAGAAAACUUCCUGAACAGGGGGUGUACUAUUACAAAUUAUAUUCACAUAAUAGCUUUAAUAAAAUAUGGCUUCACAUUUAAUAACUGAGUAUCUUCUUCUUUUAGGCCAUAACAAACUUCAAAAAUACAGUCCAUGGCUUCAAAAAGUUCCACGGCAGGGCAUUUGAUGACCCAUUUGUCCAAGCAGAAAAACCCAAACUGCCUUACAGCUUACAUAAACUAGCCAAUGGAAAUACUGGAAUUAAGGUAAAGCAUAGCACAGGCCUCCCUCGACUCUCUGAACCUGACCAUUUUCUGCUGUCAUGCAACCAUUUUUAAAAAUGUUUUCUUCAAAUACAUUAUCAGUUUAUUACCCCAUUCUGUCUGUUUUAGACUGGCAUGUCUGUACUGUCCCAUAUUUGCAGGUCCGUUAUUUGGAUGAUGACAAAGUUUUCACUGUGGAGCAGAUCACAGGGAUGCUGCUCAACAAGCUGAAGGAGACAUCAGAGAGCGCCCUGAAGAAGCCGGUUGUAGAUUGUGUCAUCUCUGUGAGUGACAAAAACAUCAUAGUGGAUUGUUCAGUUGAUACACCAAGAGGUUACAUGAAACAUAAUGGUUUUUGCCCUCUUUUUCCCAGGUACCAAGUUUUUUCACAGAUGCUGAAAGACGGUCUGUGUUUGACGCAACUCAAAUCGCAGGGUUGAACUGUUUACGACUAAUCAAUGACACUACCGCAGGUCAGUGUUCUUGGAAAAUACGGAUGCUUGUUAAGGUGAUGGUGUCAUGGUUAAAACAUGAGUCAUGGAUUGUACUUUCAUACCAACCCUUACCCUAUACUACACCAUUUGAAUGAGGUUAUAGUUUGGUGAUUACCUGUCAAAAUAUAAAAAAAAGGCUCAGAUGCCUGAAUUUUUGCAUUAAGAGUGGCUUAAGGUCACUCAAAAGCAGUCUGAAGGACGAGUGGAGAACAUUCCAAGACAUACCAGUUGUCAUUUCUUUAAAACAAAUGACCUAAAUCAGAUUAGUUUAUUUUAAAUACUCCAGUCUCCUCCUGAACAACUGCUUUUGCAGCCUUGUCCUCACACCUAGUCUGUGAGAAACAACAUUCAGCUGUAUGUCUUGUAUGUGAAUGAAUAGCCAUCAAUGCUUACUUGACCUGAUGAGGCGUACUCCAGAACUCAUCCAAGCUGCUAAUAAAUCUCCAUCCCCUGAACAGUGGCUUUGGCCUAUGGGAUCUACAAACAAGAUCUUCCAUCUCCAGAGGAGAGACCCAGAAAUGUGGUAUUUGUGGACAUGGGACACUCAUCAUUCCAGGUCUCCAUCACUGCCUUCAACAAAGGCAAACUCAAGGUUAGACUUUAACCUUUCACAUCUUCAUUCACACUGACACCUGUACCCAUAAACUCAAAGAUGAAUGUCAAAUUUGCUCUGUCAGGUCCUGGCUACUGCAUUUGAUCCCUACCUUGGUGGGCGCAAUUUUGAUGAGGCAUUGGUGGAUUACUUCUGUGAGGAGUUUAAGGUCAAGUACAAGCUCAAUGUGAGGGAGAACCCGCGGGCUCUGCUGCGGCUGCACCAAGAGUGUGAGAAAUUGAAGAAGCUGAUGAGCGCCAACUCUUCUGAUCUACCUCUGAAUAUAGAGUGCUUCAUGAAUGAUAUUGAUGUAACAAGUAGGAUGAACAGGUAAAAACUAAUUUUAUUUGACCAAGACUACAAAGGAAAUGCAUCAUUUUUUAUUUUUUCUUCCUAUUUUUGAACCCACAGGACUCAGUUUGAAGAAAUGUGUGCUCAAUAUCUGAUGAGAGUGGAGAUGCCGUUGAAAACAGCCCUUGAACAGUCAAGUAUGACUUUCAAAGCUGAUUAAAUUUCUGAAAACAUGUUGUUGAAAUGAAACAUCAGUGAUAAAUUGACACAUUUCUGUGUGUGUGUUCUCCUGUCAGAGCUGAGCAAGGAUGACAUCUAUGCAGUAGAGAUAAUUGGAGGAGCCACAAGGAGCCCAGCUAUUAAAGAAAGAAUCUGCAAGUUUUUCGGCAAGGACGUCAGCACCACACUCAACGCAGAUGAAGCUGUUGCUCGAGGCUGUGCACUUCAGGUGCAGGACAUUAUGGAAACAAUGUUUUACAAUGUACUGCACAAAAAUUCUGUGGUCAAUCAAUGAAGCUAAACAACAAUCAUCUUUGUUUGGGUUGGUUUGCAGUGCGCAAUUUUGUCUCCAGCAUUCAAGGUGCGUGAAUUCUCUAUCACUGAUGUGGUUCCUUUUCCAAUAACUCUUCGUUGGAAAUCACCAACAGAUGAUGGAUUGGGGUGAGGACAUCUUAGCUAUCUGAAUAUCCAAAUGAGGCAGUAACACCUCAGAAAAUAAGGGAUUGGUUGCUCUGUGUUCAUUUCUCUUAAUUGCUAUAUCUAGCUAUGUCAGCCAGCUUGAAAAUGCAACAUUUGCUGACCAAGUUUUAAUAAAAACAUACCUGACUUUUUUCUUUCCCUGCAUCUGUUUCAGAGAGUGUGAGGUGUUUAGCAAGAAUCAUGCUGCCCCAUUUUCCAAAGUGAUCACUUUUCACAAGAAGGAACCUUUUGAUCUUGAGGCCUUCUACAGCAGUCCUCAAGAUCUGCCCUACCCUGACCACAGGAUAGGUAAUUUUGCUCCACUGCUCUUUUAAAGUCAAACAUGCACUUUCCCCCCCAAUAGACUGGUGCAGAGAAUUUAAGAUGCAAAACAAUGCAGAUAUCUGGCUUACAACAGCUACAUAGGCCUGCAGGAAAAGAAGUGGUUGAUGUAUGAGGUAGAUUUUAGGGCUGUAUCUCCACUGAUGUCUGCAUCCAAAGUGAGAUUUUGACCAUCAGUAGCUUCAGCCUGUAAAUGUGGCUUGGAAUGAUGAACUACAUGUUUUGUCUUCAGGAUGUUUCUCUGUACAGAAUGUGGUUCCUCAGCCGGAUGGAGACAGUUCCAAAGUGAAGGUUAAAGUACGUGUGAAUGUCCACGGUAUCUUCAGCGUGUCCAGUGCCUCGCUGAUAGAGAAGCAGAAAGGAGAGGGAGAGGACAUGCAAAUUGAUUCUGAGCCAAUGGUGCAGAAUGAAGGCAGGCCAGAGGACCAGGUGAGAGAGGAUUUUUCCCCACAGUUGCAUUUGUGACUCAGAACUAUCUAUACCAUGUUGAACAGGAAUGUCUCAUUUCUAGGAGUUGAGCCAUGAUCACAGUGCUUUGACCUCUAAAGUAACUUUUUACAGCCCUGGGAAAAGGCCUGCUUUUUCUCUGUGACUGUAAUAAAAACAACCUGGUUUAAAAAUAUGUGGUUCAGAAUACAGCACAUUGAUUGCUCACUAAUGGCAUACUACCUCUGCCAAACCCCUGUAUUGAAUCAUCUUUGAACAGAAUCAUCAUUUGCAAACUUUUGCUAGUUUUAUUUUAGAGUCAUCUGGUUCAUAUAAAUGUGGUUAAGAAAUUCCAUUGACAUUCUUGUUUUGUAUGUGUGAUGUUUUUAGACUAAAAUGCAGGUGGACCAAGAAGGCCAAAGCCAGGCUGACCAGCUGAGUGAUGACACUGGUGCUAACAGCAAGGUUGGCUGGACUACAAUUAUGAUUAUGCGAUAUGCUCAAAAAUGUAUAUGUUUUCUAACUUGAUUCAUAGAAACACUCAUACCAUUCAUGCUGCACUGCUUAAUGAAAAAAGGCGUUUUUUAGAAUAAGACUUUCAUACUUCUCAUUCUGUCGCGGAGUAAGAAGCGAUAUCAAGCUACAUGAAAAGAAAUGCAAAGAAAUGGUCACAAUAGAGUGUUUUGAUCCGUCUUAAAAAUCCUAUACAUUUGGCUGAGAAACAAAUAAAACUCAGUAUGUUACAGUAGAGCCCGAAUAGUGAUUCUCUUGUUUCUAAAUCCAGGAGGGGGCGUCUGGGGAAAAGCAGGACCCAGCAGCAGGGGGAAGCAAACCCAAAGUCAAGGUGAAGAGUAUUGAUCUGCCAAUUGUAGCCAACAACAUUCGACAGCUGGAGAGUGAUGUCCUGAACAGCUUUGUGGAGUAUGAGGUGACUGCUUCUGUUGGCCUCUAGAAACGCUGAGUCAUAGUCUGAUUGAAACGCUGAUUACGGGGGCAAGACUGGGACUUUAAUUGUUUGUUGUGCUGCUUUUUUUUGACAUUUUCCAAACAGUGACAACCUAGACAGGGAGCCAAAAUGAUUGUUAACUGCUUACUAAUUAGCAUAAUCUGUUGCAGCAACAUCUAAAGUUUUUUUUGUGCCUUAUUUUGUCAAGUUUUCAAUAUUUUUGGUGUGUUCAUUCAACUCUGAAGUCAAUUUUAAGUUUUUUUUGUGUGGCUGGUGGGUUGGAGUUGGGUAAUGCUGUUAUUGUACACACCUCUAACAUAUUUCUGGUAUUUGCUUUUUCUCAUAGCGUCAGAUGAUUAUCCAGGACAAACUGGUGAAAGAGCUGAAUGAUGCUAAAAAUGCUGUGGAGGAGUAUGUAUACGAUCUGCGAGACAAACUCAGUGGGAUGUAUGAAAAAUACAUCACAGAGGAAGUAAGUGCAAACCUCUUAAACACCUUUGCUGCCUUCUAUAACAGAAAAAAGAGGGGAAACAAAUGAUUCAUCACUUUUUUUCUCAGUAUCCAUAUUUUAAUUUGGCUAUUACUAACAGGACAGUAACCGGCUGACACUGAUGCUUGAAGACACAGAGAACUGGCUGUAUGAGGAAGGAGAGGACCAGCCCAAACAAGUCUAUGAGGAGAAGCUCGAGGCACUGAAGGUUUGCCCCAAUUUGCUCUAGUUCUAAAAAUGAGUCGACUACUUGUCAUCCUACUGAGCUGUAACUGAGUGCCAGCCUUUACCAUUUUAGAGAGGAGUCAGACAUAACAAAGAGUCGUGUUAUUUUCCAGAGGUUUGGUCAGCCCAUCCAGGACCGGCACAGAGAACAUGAGGACAGGCCAAGAGCUUUUGAUGAGUUGGGAAAGAAACUGCAGCUCUACAUGAAGUUUGUGGAUUGCUUUAAACAGAAGGUAAAGCCUGUUGAUCUUGGUAUGCAUUGCCUUUUUUGACAUAAAUGUGAAAAAAAAAGUGAUUUUAUUUAUUUAUUUAUUUUUAAUGUGUAAUAAUUUGUGGGUUUUGUAGCAUGUCUCAUAAGUUUGUCCUCAUAAAGCUCCUGUGAGGAACUUUGUGUGAAUUCUGGCACCCCCUGUGGACAAAUUAGUCUGCAAUCCUAGGUGGUGUCUCUUGACAAAAAAUCCCAUCCUACUGACUUUCUCUAGUCAAAUAUAUCCUUUAUUGUGACUAUUUGACAUGAAAACUGUAAAAAUAGGAGUGUUUCUUCAGCUACUUCGCUGACACUUACCCCCUCGCAAAGGUUUCGGGCAGUAAAAUUGAAGUAUUCAAACAGUCUUGUCCCCGAUGGUCUUUUUUCUUUUGGGUAUCAUUAAAAUAAUCUUAGUCUAUUUCAUAAGCAUUAAAAAAAAUUGACAUUGGAGCUCUGAGUUAAUUUGCAUAUGAUCCUAGGCUUAUGAAUUGCUGGUGUUAUGAAUAGUUUACCAUGAAAGACAGAUCCUGACUUUCUGGUAUUCAACACAAAAGUUUGUUUACUGCUCAAACCAACUUUUUAAAAUGCCAUUGUCACAUUUUUUCUCACAGGAUGAGCGGUAUCAACAUUUGACUGCAGAUGAAAUGAGCACAGUGGAAAAGUGUGUAAGUGAAAGCAUGGGCUGGAUGAACAGCAAGAUGAAUGCGCAGAGCAAACUGGGCAUAACUCAAGAUCCUGUAGUCAAAGUAGCUGACAUCAUUUCCAAAAUACAGGUGUGUAAAUGACUUACAGUCUUUUAAUCAACAAGAGCUUUUGUAUGCCUUUUUCUCUGACUUAUUCUUUGCUUCUUACUCUUCAGGAGCUAGAGGAUGUGUGUAAUCCAGUGGUUAACAGGCCGAAGCCCACAGUAGAGGAGGCUCCUGAGGUGAAUGACCAAAGCAGUGGAGCUCACAACGGGCCGACAGCAAAACUGGGAGCAGAAGGGAAAGGAGAUACAAAGGGAAGCCAGCAGACAAAACCUGGAACGAAAGAGAUGGAGGUGGACUGAGAACCGCUGCUAUCACCAUGAUUAUUAUAACCCACCACUUAGACAAUAAAAACAUGAAUACCUGGGACCAUCAUUCACCCUCAUCACCAGUCAUUUUGUGGAUUUGUAUUCUGUGUCACUUUCCCUCUUAGUUGGACAUUACCAUAUGAGGUUUCUGUUUUCACUCUCUCAUCCUUGUGUGUGAAAAUGGUGUGCUUUACUCUCAAAGGUUUGACAUCCUUAAUAAAUGAAAGAAUGAUGCUGUAGAUUAAACUCUUAUUGAUGUAAAUUGUUUCGUCUGCACCAAACAGGAGUGAUCCCUUUGUAAUUGCAUUCGGUCUUUUCAAGUGUCCAGUAAAUCCUGUCACUUUAAAGCGAGAUAGUUAGUACCGCCUAAACAAUUGCUACAGCAGAGCUGUUAGUUUGUAUGCAAUAAUACAAAUUAUAUAUAUUUGUAUUAAAUAAGUGAAAGAUUAUAUCUAUGUUUAGAGACUGUAAAUACUAUUUUAGUAAAUAAAAGCAGCUGAAGAUAUAUGUACAUAAAGAAAAUAUUCUUAGAAAGAUGGCAAUGCUUGACAUACCAAAUCUCUCCAGCAGGUUAUUGGUUGCCGAUUUCCUUUAUUUUGUUUUCUUGCAUUUUUUCCAUACUUUAGUCAUUGGAUUGAAAGAUGGCAAAGUAAAUAUACUGGUCUGUGAGACAAAAAUA
Messenger RNA from Xyrichtys novacula (pearly razorfish), 8262 nucleotides. NCBI's taxonomy places the organism in Eukaryota, Metazoa, Chordata, Actinopteri, Labriformes, Labridae. The record is from the annotation of a GenBank genome assembly.